Molecule: messenger RNA, 1365 nt
Organism: Acaulospora morrowiae
Lineage: Eukaryota; Fungi; Glomeromycota; Glomeromycetes; Diversisporales; Acaulosporaceae
Source: the annotation of a GenBank genome assembly
AUGACUUUUAAACAUACUUACGUUACCGAAAAUAAGGAAAUCGUAAAUAUUCCUAAUGGUUCGGCUGCUUACAUCAUUGGAGAAAAAGGAUUUAACAUCAAGAAAAUUAAGGAAUUAUCGGGUGCGAAAAUUUCUAUCGUAGAAAACACGAAAGCUAUAAUCUAUGGAACAUUCUUACAACGCAAGAAAGCAAAAAUUCAUAUCGAGGAAUCGGCUUUAAAGUAUACGUCCAGACCUACAUUUGGAUCAUUUCUGCUAGCAACAGAUGAUAUAAAUAGAUUCGGCUCCAAAAACAUUAGAUAUCGAUUCGUCGAAUUUGUCGAUGAUGAUAAAAACAUCAUGAUUAAUCACUUAUGUACUCAAAAAUACAUUAUGGAAAGAAUCGGAGAGCCUAAUACUAGUAGAAGCACAGAUAAACUUGCAGAUAAAACAAGUGACAAAAAUUACAAGACAAUGGACACAUUUUAUAAAGCAUAUCGCACACAAUCAGCGCUAGGAUCAGGUUCAUUUGGCACUCUCGAUAAAUUAGAUGAAUGCCUUAAAACAAUUUUCGUCGAUCUUUACGAUCUUGGCACAAAUCCCUGCAAGUCUAGAUGCCAAAUCCAGCUUCACUUGUUUUUUGGUCGUCAAACAUUUCAUAGAGUAAACCCACAGGAGACUUUAAGUGUAGACGAUUUCUGUGAAAUUAAAAGACAUUCAGAAGAUAUUGGCACUUUAUUCACUCAUAAUUAUCCUUCGAUUUACGAGAAUAUUGGAAUAAUUAGUGAAAAGUUUAAGCUAAAACCAGACAUUUCUAACAAAGAUAAUAGAAGCAUCGAUAUUAUUUACGUGGAUAGUGAUCAACAAAGAAAGAAGAUAAAGUUAUUCUGGGAUAAAAAAGAAGAAUUAUGGAAAAUAGAGAAAGUUGUGAAAAAUAUGAAACGUCAUGCCAUAAUUAGUAUUAUAUCCGGAACAAAUACUCCUGAUUUGCGGUUUAUAGUGAAAUCAAAAUGCGACGUGUUUGUCAAUCCAAAAUUAAAGAAAAUUAUCAACGACCUGCAAAUGAAGAAGUCAAUUCCUGAUGAGAAUGGGAUGUUAUUUAAAUUAUCCGAUUUCGAAGGGAAGCUCGAUUGUAUUAGCGUUCGGCAAAAGAUCAAAAAUUGCUAUAGCAACGAUAAGUUUAGAAUCAUUAAAGUUUUAGAAACACAAGAAGUUAGAGGAUACGAUCAAUUCACCACAAAGCAUGUUUCUUUAAAAAGUCUCUGUUGGCAACAAGAUGACAGAAAAGUAACCAAAGCGAACUUUAAUAAUGAUACGUCUUCAAUUCACGAGGCUAUCAAAUUUGCUAGGGAAGUCGCAAAAUUGGUUGAUACGUUCAAAAAUUGA